Oldenlandia corymbosa var. corymbosa is the source of this 2851-nucleotide messenger RNA. The record is from the annotation of a GenBank genome assembly. NCBI's taxonomy places the organism in Eukaryota, Viridiplantae, Streptophyta, Magnoliopsida, Gentianales, Rubiaceae.
ACUGAAAGCAUCCAUCUUUUUACCCCUGUGUUGAAGUUUGGGUGACCAUCCGGUAGCAGAAGCAGCUGGUAGGAAUUCUUGUAAUACAGUUCGUACAUUAUUUAAUAUCGCUUAUUUUUUGGCGAAUUAUUGCUGAUAAAAGAGUAAAGUCGCCGGCUUUUUUGCCUAUCGGCCAUUUCCGUCUUCAAGCUAAACCCCAUGAAUCCGGUGCCCGACGGCGCCGUGGGAAUUUCCGUGAAGCGUGUGAGAGGACGACCAACAAAGACCGUCAGUCAGCCUAAAACUGUUAACUUCAACCCACCGCCAAAAGCAAAGGAGACUGAGCCUGAACCUGAGCCUAGACCAGCAGCCCCACAAUCACAAUCAACUCGAUCGCAACCUUUCCCGUCGUCUAUUCAAGAAAAAAUCAAGUCUUUUCUUGAGACUGAGAUAGUUCGGAAAGAGGAUGAAUUUUUACAGUUUUGGAAACCAGCAAGAGACACCAGUGGUCACACACUGCUCACUUUAUCCGCACCGGACCGAUCAAUGGGGCUUCGUGGUGUUUGCAGUGGUGGUCUCUUUAGUUAUAGGUGCCACAGCCUUCACAAUGAUUACAGAGUGGUGGAAGGUGAUGGGAGUCUACUUGGUCCUUUUGGGAGGGCGUUCAGACAGGGAUCCCCUGAGUAUUGUCCAAACAUAGAGUGCUACUCCAUACAGGAAUUUCCCCCGAGGGAUUUUGCUAUUGCAUGCGGAAUUAAGCAAUAUUGGGUUUUGCCGCUUUACGAAAUUGAUGGGCAUCAGCUGCUGCUGCAGCAGCAGCAGAAGUGUUUUGGGAUACUCGAGUACAUAUCAUGUAGAAGUUGUGCAACGUCGGAAUCCUUAAUCCCAUUCGAAAAGAUCCUGGAUGCUCUUAAGCUGAUCGGACUUGCAUGUCCAGCUUCAGAUCUUAAAAAUGUCUAUGAUAGCCGGAUAAAUUCUUUGGUUUCACAUCCACAACUGGAUAUUAUGGUGAAGUUUGUGAAGAGAAAGCACCAUCUACCUCUUAUUCGAGUAUGGGCUCCUUGCAUGUUCAGUGGUUCUGAGGCCGUGGGCCGAGGUGGUGAGAGUUUAUGCAACCCCUCAAAUUCAGCAAGUAAGACUACGAAGUUGUUCCCUCUUCUGGUAUCUGUCAAUUGGAAUAUGAGGUAUGCUCCAGAGCUUUAUCAUAUGAGUUCGAAUGCAGCUUGUUUGGUUGAGGAAGGGAAAAGUCUGCUUGGAAAAGCAUAUUCCCUACAGAAGUCAUGCUUCCUAAUAGAUACUAGAAAAUUUGAUAUUUCCAGUUACCCUAUCGUUCAUUUGACUCGGUCAUCUGGUCUUGCUGCAUCUUUUGCAAUUCCCUUGACGGUGAUUCAUAGAGACCUUCCUCCUUUAAUACUAGAAAUCUUUCUUCAAGUCCAACAGAAAUGUGAAGGAAAUCUGGAGACUAUUUUGAAGUUGUUGUUGUCUACAGUGGCUAAGGAACUUUCUGUACACAAUGUUGAUUACGGUUUACGACAAAAUGAGGAAUUCUAUGUCAAAAUAUCUCAUUUGGAUGCUGAUAAUGUUGUUUACUUUGAUGUGCAUCGGCGUCUUGAAGUUUUGCAAAGAGAAGAAAAGGAGUUUCCGUCGUCACAUCAACCACCAAUCUCCAGAGUUGAUGUUAGUGACAAUGAAAAUCAUGUUGUGAUUGCUAGAAAGAAAGCUUCUGCUCUUAUUGAUUGUCCUAUUACACAAGAUAUUACCAAGUAUUUUGGCAAAUUUUCUCCGCGUUCAAACGUUGGAAUCAUAUCAGACAAUGAAAAUUCUGGUCCCGCUGAUUGUCUCACUACUCAAGACAAGGGCAAGAGUCUCGGCAAUCUUCCGGCAGAUGCAAAGAUUAUUAUCACUUUGGAUGAUGAAAACCCUGCUGUUACUGAUUGUUCCAAGGCACAUGUCAAAGCCGAUAAAGUCAGCAACUUUUCCUUAAGUACAAAUCAGUCAAUCACUUUGGAUGACUUGAUAACAAAGUCUGGUGAAAAACUUGAACUUACUGCAACAGAACUUGGAGUUACCAGGCCUUCUCUGAAACGUAUAUGUAGAGAACUUGGUACAUAUUGGUGGCCUCUGGUCAAGAAAAACAAAGUCGACCACAUUCAAUCAAGUCUGAAGAUCCCAAGUACAACUUUUGAGCCCGAUGGUGCUGAAAUCAUCAAACAAUUUGGGAUUAGACAUUGUUCAAGUGAUAAAGCAAGAGAGGAAGAUGCAUCAGUUGCAGAUUCUGUUCCCUCGGAUACAACGGAUAAAAGUAUUGUGCCGGAAAAUGAGGAGACUGACUGCGGUUAUCCCAUGAUUGUUAAGGCAACGUAUGGAGACGAUAUAGUAAAAUUCCCCAUCCGCAGUAACUUAGGCCUCCAAGGUUUGCUCAAGGAAUUGGAUGAAAGAUUCAAAUCGAAAGGUGAGAGGUUCAAAAUCAAGUACGAGGAUGACGGUGAUUGGAUUACAAUAGCUUGCAACAAAGACUUGCUCUUUCAUAUGGAUACUUUAAGGUCGUCGGAGGAGACUGUGAUGAAUCUGUCGGUUUUUCCUUCCACCUCAUGAUCUUUUCUAGGUUUAACAUGUCUUCACUCAUGUAGAUUGGCUCUUUUGGGCGGUUUCUUGCAAAAAAUAUAUGUAUAUUAGUCUGAAUGUAGAAGCUAGUAUCAGUUUACUUAAUUUCUUCAGUAACUCAAUUGGUUGCUUUUUUGAGUUGUGCAGACUAAUCUAACGAGCAAGAAACGAGCUUGCCAUGUACAAAUGCCUUCCUUUUGCCAUUAUUUGUUUUUAAGUUCUCUUUCCAACAUAUUAACGUGUAAUGGUAUUUUAAACGUUUAAUGGC